Vicugna pacos (alpaca) is the source of this 2781-nucleotide messenger RNA. It is a transcript of the gene EXOSC1, whose product is annotated as exosome component 1. Gene Ontology annotation, cellular component: nuclear exosome (RNase complex); cytoplasm. Gene Ontology annotation, molecular function: RNA binding. NCBI's taxonomy places the organism in Eukaryota, Metazoa, Chordata, Mammalia, Artiodactyla, Camelidae. Gene Ontology annotation, biological process: RNA processing. The record is from RefSeq and is a predicted model, not a curated record.
UGGCCAAUGAGAAGUCGGCUUCGUUUUCCUCCGGGUUUGGGACAGAGGCAGUCAUGGCGCCGCCCGUGAGGUACUGCGUCCCCGGCGAACGUCUAUGUAACUUGGAGGAGGGCAGCCCAGGCAGCGGCACUUACACCCGGCACGGCUACAUCUUUUCGUCGCUUGCUGGCUGCAUGACGAAGAGCAGCGAGAACGGCGCGCUUCCUGUCAUAUCUGUGAUGAGAGAAACAGAGUCCCAGUUACUGCCAGAUGUGGGAUCUAUUGUAACCUGUAAGGUCUCUAGCAUUAAUUCACGCUUUGCCAAAGUACACAUCCUUUAUGUGGGGUCCACACCACUUAAGAACUCUUUUCGAGGAACUAUCCGCAAGGAAGAUGUCCGAGCUACUGAAAAAGACAAGGUUGAAAUUUAUAAGAGUUUUCGCCCAGGAGACAUCGUCUUGGCCAAAGUAAUCUCCCUAGGUGAUGCACAGUCCAAUUACCUGCUGACCACUGCCGAAAAUGAGCUAGGAGUGGUGGUGGCCCACAGUGAAUCGGGUGUCCAGAUGGUUCCUAUCAGCUGGUGUGAGAUGCAGUGCCCUAAGACCCACACUAAAGAAUUCCGGAAAGUGGCCCGAGUACAGCCCGAAUUCUUGCAGACCUAAGAAGCCAUACUUUACCCCAUGGAGGGUACGUGUGUGAAAGUGACAUCAGGAUGCUGUUGACCCCAGGACUUCAGGCUCCUGGGGUCAGCCAGCAGCCACCUCUAGAAAAACCUGCCAGCAUACUCUGUAGAUGGAACAUUUUUCUUGUGAACAUUUCAAUGGAUUUCAUUCUCUUGAGUGAUAAAUUUCUCUUUUGGAGGCACCAGCAAACAAACUGUAUGAUGUUGGAAAUAGCCUGUCCUUUCUGACAGCCUUAUAUAUAUGUAUUUUUUGCUGUGACAAAGAAAACAUUUUUACGAAAAGGAUUUUAUGGUUUCUGUUAUCUUGAGUAGGGAAAGGAAUCUAAACAGUGUCAUAACAUUUAGAACAGGGUCUUGCCUGUCAUUAACUGACAUGUGUCACAUGCUUUCUUGCUCUAUACAAUGCCUAAUUGACAAUCUUUUUUGUAUUUUUUAUGUUCUGCUUUUGCUUAUUGAGUACUUACCUAGGUCAAGCACUUUAUAUAUAUUCCCUCAUUUAGACAGAUUAUAUUUUAGUGGAAAUUAAGGGAUACGUGUGAUUCAGGUAGCAUGUGACUAAUUCUGGUAAACAAAGUAUUUUUGUUUUUAAUUUAUUUUAAUAAUUACCAAAUAGUUUUAAAAAGCCAUCAGGGUUGCAGAAGGGUUGGCCCAAUAUGGUAGAUACUCCAGGAAAUGUUUGUUAAGCGUGAAUUGAAAAGAGGGACAGAGCGCAGUUAUGUAAAGUGACCAGGAAAGGGUUUGUGACAUGAGGUAAAAGGAACUAAAGAACUAAAAUAAAUGAAGUGAAGAUACUCAAAGCAGAGAGAGAAGCUUGAGCAAAGUGCAGAAUCAGGAAUGAAUACAUAAGUUUGAGGAUAAGGAAAGAAUGAGGGUUUAGCAUGGAGAGGCUGCAGAGAGAGUGAAAGGAAAGAUGAAUGAUGAGAAAUCGCUUCUUGAGAUGUUAUCAUGGAACCCGUAUCUUCUAUGUGUAGUGAGAAUGGUGGAGGUAAGCUGUUUGUAUCCUCCAGUUGCCAGCCUUGAGCCAGGUUAUAGGUUGUUUUGUUUUUUGAAUUGAAAAUAUUAUUGGCAUAGUUGUAAGUCCACAUGCAGUUUUAAGAAAUAAUACAGAGGGGGAGGGUAUAAGCUUAGUGGUAGAGUACAUGCCUAGCAUGGACAGAGGCCUGGAUUCAAUCUCCAGUACCUCUAUUAAAAUAAACAAACAAACAGACCUAAUUACCUCCCCCCAUUAAAAAGAAAAACAUAAAAAACAAAGCAAACAAAAAGAAAUUAUACAGAGAGAUCCUCUGUGCACUUUUCCCAGUUUCUCACAAUAGUGACAUUUUGCAAAAUUAUAAUAUGCAAAAUUAUUAUAAUAUAAUAAUCAGAAUGUUGACACUCAUACUUCAGCAUCAUUUCUUUAGGUCUGUUUCCUCAUCUGGAAUAGUAUGAUCUCAUAGGAUUAUUGUGAGAAGGAAAUACAUACAAGUGUUCAGUACAUGCCAAUGCUAUUGUUAUAUGUUACUAUUAUAUAUCUGAUUGCCUUCACCAGGAUUUAUGAUAGAUACUUCGAUGUAGUUGGUAUAAUCAGUCUCCUAUUGUUAGAUAUUUUAAAACUUUAUAGAUUCUUCUUUUUACAAACAGUGCUGCAGAAAACACCCCUGUACCAUGUAUCUUUGUGCGUGCCUAUGAUUCUUUUGCAAGGGAUUCCUAGCAGUGGAGGGCUGAGUCAAAGAAUAUGCACGUUUAAAAUUUUGGUUAGAUUCUCCCUUAUUGCCUUGCAGGAAGAUGCUACCAAUUUCCUCUCAACAGCAAUGUUAACCAUUUUACUUAUAUUAUCUCUGAACUUCACAGUGACCCUGGAAAGUGACAGUUAUGUCCACAUUUUACAGAGAAGUAAACUAAAGCUUAGAAAAAUUAACCUGCGCUAAGGCACACAGACAUCAGGAGGCAAAGCAGUAUUCAAACCCAGGUCUGUUUUACUCUAAAGCCCAGGUUCUUUCUUUUGUACGGUGGUGCCUCCUUUUUCCAAGUAUUGAAUAGAACCCUGGGCAUGCAGUGGGAGGCUCUCCAAAUUGACAUUGGUUCAUUAAUUUUCAGUGCUUGUUGGACAUCAUUCAUUCAUUCAGUAAAUGUAUUUGAGC